Messenger RNA from Microstroma glucosiphilum, 1269 nucleotides. RefSeq lists its product as hypothetical. Lineage: Eukaryota; Fungi; Basidiomycota; Exobasidiomycetes; Microstromatales; Microstromataceae. The transcript has 2 exons. The record is from RefSeq and is a predicted model, not a curated record. The coding region runs from base 1 to 1269 and encodes 422 amino acids.
AUGACGAGCCUACUGAAUCUACCCCCCGAGAUCAUCCAUACUAUCCUUGUGUACUCACGCGCAGGCUCCUCUCUCAACCUAUGCUGCCGCUCUCUGCACGCCAUUCUGCGGUCAAUCCCGAACAUCGUACGAGCUCGGUAUCUUCUCGCUUCUUGGCACGAUGACUACGAGCUCUACCCGACGGACAACAGCAUGGCUCCUCCUAAAUUUGUACCGGUACGGCCAAAGAAGAUCUUGGACGACUGUACGCCGGCAUAUGUCUUGGAGUACUGUCUGAGGUUUCCCAUUUGCAACGUCGUGGUUUUGAGCUUUGUACAAGAUCAAGUCCUCAAGCUCUCCGUCUUUGGAAACUAUCGCCUAGCUCAUGAACAGGUGUCGAUGCUGAGUACGCGGGCCUGCUCUCGGCUGGGCAAGCGGCGGAGAAGUGAGGAUGAGGAAGAUGCGGAAAAGGCACUUCAGGAGGAUCGUAGGCACGACGAUGACGAUCGCUUACCUGACCCCUCAGCUACAGAAAAGACCUUCUUGCCUGUCUCGGAGCUUCCCAAGAGGCUGUUCAAGAGUUUCGAGGCCCAGUCCACCACCUAUCCCGAAGGCCAAAAUAUUAGCAUUGAAGAUGAUGCGUAUGCUCCACUACGGCGGCAUCUUCUCUCAUUCGGUCCUCUCACGGAUUUUCCGCCCCUAGCAGACCUGCUACUACUGCUACGAAUACUCCUCUUGCACCCCGACUCCACACAUUCGACCACGGGACAAUACGCGACGCAGGCAGUGAAAUCUCAUUCCGGCUACCCCCUCACAAAGGCCGUGUUUUCCAAGUCCAUCUCUCUCGUUGCCCUACUCGUGGCUACUGGAGCUGACGUCACUGCCAAAGGGAAGCUGCCCCUGGUGGUAGCAGGAAGGAGCAAUUGGGUAGAGGGAUUGAAGUUGAUGGUUGAGCGGGACGAAGAGGAGCUAAAGAGGAGACGGGAUGCUCUUGGUGCUAUCACGGCCUGGCUCCUCGACUGCUCCACCGCUACGAUUCGUGGCGAGCAGAGCCGAGAAGACGCUGCAAGCCCAUCUUCUACCACCAACUCAAGCAAGGUCACCACAUCGAAGACGAAACGUCGUCGUUUGAGCGACCGAGUCCCCCUUGAACCCCGUCUUCUUUACGAAGCUGUCAAGGCAGAAGCGGUGCAGGUGACAGACUACCUGAUGAACCAGAAGGGAGUCGCACCAGAUAUGAAGACCAUUCGUGCCCUCGAUCGACUGUCCGCCAAAGGGAGAGCGGCUUAG